AUGAAUGUUUUGGCAAGUUGCUGUGGCCCUUGUUUUGGCUGGGAGACGCUUGUUGAGGAGCCUGAAGAUACAGCAAGCCGGCCUCAAGUUAAACUCGAUGCCCUAAACAUGGGAUUGGAUGCAGUUAUCGUUAAAAAUGGCACACGCGUCUGUGGAUCUGGUGCAGUUCUCGCUUCCGCCCCGAUUAUGCAGGACAAGGCAUAUUUUGAAGUGAAGGUUCAGUCCGAUGGGAUCUGGGGGUGUGGCGUUGCCGCAGAACAGUGUGACCUUAACAAAGUCCCUACUACUGACAAGUCGUGGAUGCUGACGUCGGAGAGGACAAUUCAAAAAGAAGGGACAGAUGUAGAAAGCGUCGAUGAGAUUUGCGAGGGAGAUGUGAUCGGAGUCACUUAUGACCACGUCGAGUUGCAGUUCUACCUCAAUAGCAAUCCUCUAGGGAAUCCCGUAACAGGAAUACGAGGAAAAAUCUACCCAAUUCUGUACGUCGAUGAAUCCGCCAUCUUAGACGUUGAAUUCGUCCAUUUCCGAAACAUGCCUCCUUCCGGCUUUGGCCAAAUUAUGUUCGAACAAAAUAUUUUAUAA
Messenger RNA from Oikopleura dioica, 582 nucleotides. Lineage: Eukaryota; Metazoa; Chordata; Appendicularia; Copelata; Oikopleuridae. The record is from the annotation of a GenBank genome assembly.